GUCCAUUAUUUUUAGGAACGGUAUGAUUUUACUAAUUUUGCUAACUUAAGAUUAUCAGGUGACAGUGCUAGGUUCUGAGUAGCAUUCAUUCACAAUGACUAGUAAACAGAUGUUUCGUCGGGUGAUACCGUGGCUGAGUUUAAGAGGAUUUCAGUGUGUUAGGAAAAUGACUCCACUGAUAAGUGUAAACAAAUUGGUACCCGACCAUUUGUGCUUUAUCAGUCCAGUGCAGUUGGGACAGAGUAUGUGUACAGCCAAAGCCAAAUUUGAAUGCAUCAAUAUCCAAGAUGACGCAGACUUUCAGAAGCGCGUAGUCCAGAACAAAAAACCUGUUGUUGUUGACUUCCAUGCUUCAUGGUGUGGUCCUUGUAAACUUCUUGGUCCACGUCUAGAAGCUAUUUUGUCAAAACAGGCUGGGAAAGUUGUCCUUGCGAAGGUGGAUAUAGACGACAAUAUGGAGUUGGCAAUGCAGUUUGGAGUACAAUCAGUCCCAACUGUGAUUGGCAUGAAAAACGGCAAGCUGCAGGAAAUGUUUAUAGGUCUGCAAGAAGAUGACAUCAUAGAGACGUUUGUUGAGAAGCUUGUACAUUAGGACAUGAUAGUAGCGUUUAAUCUCAAGACUGUCAAAAGUGUUUCUUAAUAUAACAUUGAUGGAUGAAAGUAUCGGCAGGAUGGAGUGUUGACAGUGAAUAUUGACAACAGAACUCUGUUUAUAGAUUUGUAACAUAACAUUGAUGGAUGAAAGUAUUGGCAGGAAUGUGUGUUAACAAUGAAUGCCAAUAAGACAGUUCAAUCUUUAGGUUUUUAAUAUAAAUUUGAUAUAUAAAAAUUAUUGAAAAGAUAGUGCUAACAACAAAACGUGAGUUUAUAGAUUUGUAAUAUAAUAUUGAUGGAUAAAAGUAUUGAUAGGAAAGUGUUCUGUCUAGGUUUUUAAUGAACCAUAGCUGAAUGCUGGCAACAGUUUUAUUUACAAAUGUUUGAUAAACACUGAUGGACAGAAAGUUUGGUAGGACAAUGUUCUGUCUUUAGGUUUCUGAUGAAACAUUGAUAGAUUAAAAGUAUCAGCAGGAUGGUAUGUUACAGGCACGGUGGAAGCAAGUAGACCUUGGGGUGGGGGGAGGGGCUGGGGAGAGCUGACUGAGAUAUGAGGUUGCAAAGCAAAGUUUCUAGGGGGUUCGGGGUAUGCUCCCCAUAACAUUUUGAAAACUAGAUGUCCUGAAAUGCAAUUUCUUGUAUUCUACAAGUAAAAUUCAUCUGCCUUAAGAUUUACUACUAGUAAUGUUUUUGAUAAGGAAUUAGAACUAGAGCCCCCCCUACACACACACACACACUCCCCUCCCAGCUCCCCUGAUCCGGUGUUGCCUGUGUUAACAGUGAAUGCUAGCAGCACACUGUCGUAGGAAGAGGGGAGGGGGGUGGGAAAGGUCACUUUUCAGAUAUUUUGCUUUAUAAUAGUGUAAAAGUGUGUAAAUAUAAAAGUGCCCCCCCCCCCCCCCCCCCCACACACACACACACACUUUUUGGCACCUUCCUACCCUUGUGCAGCAGAGUUCUGUUUACAAGUUUUUGAUAAACACUGAUGGAGAGAAGUUUUGGCAGAAUGGUGUGUUAGCUAACAAUACUGAACCAAGCCUCUUUCUAUGUGUGUGUUAUACUCUUAUGUUUGAACUAGAUGUCCAGUAGAUUUGCAUUCCAUCUUACAUAGUACUUUUUACAUUACUGUGUUGCAGGACUUGAAAUAGGAAGUAAAAUAUUGCCUGCUGUUAUUAUUAUAUUUUUUUAAUAGUAGGUCAAAAGAUAUAUGGUUUGCAAAGAAAAAAUAUGGGCUGCUGGAAUUUAUACAGCAUGGGGUGAGGGGAGGGUUUGGAAUAAUGAGUGAAAAAAUGGAACCUCUGAAAUAUAUUUUAAAGCAUUAUUAUUAUUUGUUUUUUUAACAGAUGGACUUCUAUUUCACCUGGGGCUAGGUCUAAAACAAAUGGACUGAUUUUUGCUUUAUGCAGGCCACUAUUUCAGUGGCAGAUCUAGAAAAUAAUAAGGGGGUUGCUGGAUUGGGAUAGAGUGAACUGGUGUGGGCUGAGCCAUGGUGAAGGUUUUGAAGGCAAAGCCCCCUGAAGUUUUGGCAUUCUGGACAUUUUAGAGCCUUAUUUCACUGAUUUCUGGGGAUCUAAUUCUAAUUAAUAAUUCAAUUUUUUGCCGUUUUCCUGAUUAUCGCCAAAAUUAUAGAAAACAAUUUAAUUUUGUCCAUAUCAAUGCAAGCCAUACUCGGUUCAGUUAUACACCUGAUUGACAACAGGCAUAUUAUUAUAUAUAUGAACUUGCCUGCAGGGAAAUCUUGCAAAAAUAGACUGGCAGGUGCGCUUUCAUCAGUGAAACCGAUAACAUUAAGCUUACGGUAAAGAUAACAUUAAAUGUCACAGAUACAAAUGUAAUAUUUUGUCUGUGACGUCAUAUAAUGUAUUUAAAAUGGCAAAUGUCGAUCAAUACAGCGACUGUGAUUAAUUCGUAAAAUUCAUUAAAUAUCUUUGGAAUGAACUUUAAGAAAAAAUUGCCCAGGAAGGGAGUGGGUGGCUAGCCACCCUAUUCACCCCCUGGAUCCGCCACUGUAUUUCUCAUUCAAGUAUAUAUUUCAUGUUCAGAAUAUUUUUGUAUGCCUGGUAAAAGGUAAAGUGACUGCUACAGACAUUAGCACAUGACUGCAAAAACCGAUAAGGAGAAACUGGUAUUCUAAACAAGAAAAUUAAGUUAAUAUAUACAUGUACCAUACCUUUAAUCACUAAAACGUCUCAGAGCCUCUGUUAGUCAGAAACAUUUUACAAUGACUGAAAACUCAGGACAGUCCCCUUACACUUUACAGUGGGUCUUCACGAAUCAUUGAAUACUUGAAACUUAGAACAGUACCUGUAUAUGACAUUUAAAAAAAUAUUAUGGUAAAUGAUUAUCAUUUACUUUCUUUUUCUUUUUAAUUUUUUUUUUUUUUUUUUUAAUUAAAGGUAUGUCAUUAUUAUUUAUAUUUGUUUGGGUGAGGGGAGUUUACAAAACUUGUUGACUUUGAGAUGGGACAUGGCUAGUGUUUCUGGCAGAAAGAAAUUUUUGGGUAUGGCACUAUGGAAUUGAAUGCAACCACAGAAAGAAAAUGGGUUAAGUUUAGGGUUAGAGUUAAGAAACUAGUACAGUAAUGAUAAGAGUAAUUGAUUUCAUCAAAAGUUAACUUUAAAAAAUUUAAUCUGCCAAAAAGUAUGGGUAUGGCGCCAUACCCAUUUUACCCUCUGGCAGAAAUCCUGAUGGCUGAAUCCAAGCUUUGUGAUGACAGGGUGACUAAAGGGUAUGGAAACAAAAUUAGCUUUACAAUAGUCUCUUCUCCCUUUAUUAUUGACGCGCAAAGGAACUUUAGUGUGUUAUUAAAUAAAACAUUCUUUCCUUCCUUUACAAACAAACAAUAUUGAUAACUAGGCAUGGAUUUUCAGCCUGUUUUGCGGGCUGCCUUUGUGAAUUAUGUAACCAAAUUAAAAAGUACUGUAGUUGGAUAAACGAAGAACUUGAGGGGUUUCAGAAGACACUUCAUAAUUACCACUACACUGGUCACAUCACAAGGUGUAUUCAGGUAGGGGGUAAUUACCAACAUUUAGAAAUCAAAUAUCAUGAUUACAAUUGUUAAAGUGUGGAACACAGACUAAUGAUCAUUGCAUAUGGUUCUACUGUAUAUAUAUGAUUGUUAUAUACCUUAACAGAAGCCAUGUAUGUAGGACCAUGCAGUCAGAAGGGAUGGGGCAAUUAUGUUGGCAAGAAGUAGUGUAGAGUGAGACAUUUGGCCACGGCUUUUAUCUGAAACAAGGCAUUUCCUUUUUGUUUAUUUUGCAGUUUUUAAACUUUUGUAUCUUAGAUUAAAAGGCAAGAGUUCAGCUUCAUGUUAUUGCAAAGAUAAGACUCCCAAAACCAUGGGUCUUUAAGUUCAUAAGUUUAAUAAGUAAGGGCCAUCAUCAAAUGUCUUAUGGCAGUCGUUACGUCACAAAUAUCAAGAUAAUUUUAUGACUAACCAUAAAUGGAUAGUCCCUAAACUCGUAAAAUGCCAGAACUUAUGGAAAUAAUUAAAACUGAACAAUGAAGCCUAUAAUACUCAGAAAUUUAAUUUUUUGAUUUGUAUAACAAUUAUUUUUCAGUUAACUUUAUAAUAAAGUUAUGAACUAAGAACUAUACACUUUAAAUCUAUAUUACUGUAUACUUUGUAUUGCCUAUUGCAAGUAAAAAGUGAUAUUCACGUAAGUGCCGCAAAGUGUCUUGCAAGAUACCUAUUCUAAAUGUUCCAAACUUUAUCCAAAAGCAAAGACGCCUUGUAUACGAAAUUAUUUUUAAUGUUUUCAGUACAUACACUAUACAGAAAAUCAUACAUAUUAUGUCACUAUUCAAGAGAAAAAUCAUAUGAACAUCACAAUUCAAGAUAGGUAACUCUUGGUCCUUUAUAUUCUUUUUGGCCAAAAAGCAAUCAUAAUGCAGUAUUUUAAUUUUUAAAAAUUUGUAUAAAAUUGAAAUAGCCUUUAUUGGAAAUGAAAACAUACAUAAUUAUGACAUCUUAUAUUUGACAACAACUUGGCAAGACGUUUUUCAUCUGGUUUUAAAUUUUAUUUUAUUAUAACGUUAACCAAUAAGCUGAAUUUAAUUUUUGGGUAUUGAUCAUAGGAAAUGUGGGUUAAAAAAAAAACCCAAUGUACUAGUAUGUGUAAAUGAUUUUGUCCAAGUUUUUGUUGUACAGUUACAGUUAUGUCUUUUAAAAUAUGCCGUGUGUGUUUUUACUAAAUGACUCGGGCAAUUACCCGUAUGUUCAAGAAUUAAAUGUGUUUUUGUCACAAUCUUGCCAAAUGUGAUUUUUGUGCUGUUAAGAGAAGUGGAAUUUAAUAAAGAUUUCACAUUUUACAGGGUUCAUACAGAUUUGAAGUGUUUGAAUUUGAGUGAUUUAAAAAAAAAUACAUAACAAGUGUUUGAAUUUUUUUUAUAAAGGUUCGUGAAUUGAUAAUUUUUGCAGAUAUGAAUAUUAAAAUUUACCUUCCUCAAGUUUAUUUUCUCGUAAUUCAAAAAUUUGUUAGACGGUAUUAUUUAAUUAUUUAUUUUUUUGAAUUUUUUUUACCUUCCUUGAGUUUAUUUUCUCGUAAUUAAAAAAUUUGUCAGCCAGUAUUAUUGACAAUUUUUAUUAGUUGGUCAUCGUUGUUUUAUCACAAAUGUCGAACAUUGUUGGAGAUGCUGUUACGAAUACUGAUAAAAAUAUAUAUGGCAAAGUGUUAACAAUUGCAUAAGCCUUUGAAACCUGUAAAUUUAUAGUGGAAAAUGCUUAAAAAGUGCUUGAAUUUUGUCUUCCAAAUUGUGUAUGAUCCUUAUUUUAGAAAGAUGGGGUGAAAUCUCAUGUGGCCAUGAUGAAUAUCAAUAAUCAAGUAUGUUAAAGUAGAGGUCACAAGUUACACACAGAGAUAUACAUUUAUUUCAUACUCCACUGGUCAGGUUACAGUAAAGUAAUCCAUCACUUUAUUGGUUAGUAUUUUCAUAAAUGUUUAACUAUAACCCUCAUUUUAUUGGGAGUGUAUUUUCAAAGGUUGAUACAACCGAUUACUUGACUGGAUAGUGUUUUCCUAAAGAUUGAUAUAAUCCAUUUUUUUUAUUAGAUAGUAUUUUCUUCAUGAUGAUAUAACCCAUUUAAUGAUUGCUUAGUUCUAACAGUUAUUAUUCAACAACCAUGUCAGUACUAUAUAAUGUAGUAAUAAUGUAAUAAUUAUAAUGUCUUCACAAUUUGGGAAAGUUCAUUUUAUCAGGAUGGGUACCCGAGGAGCUUAAUGCAUAGUAUUGAAUCCCCUCACAUAUUAAUAUAUCAAAGUCCAUGGUAUGUGCUGUCCUAUUUGUGUGAAAGUGCAUGUUAAAAAAAUCACUUCUUGCUAAUGGAAAGACUUAAGUGUCAAAAACUACCAAUAAUUAAUUCAUCAAUGUACUCUAGUGGUGUUGUUAAACAAAACAAUGUUACUUUAUAAAGUUGGGAAUAAUUUUCAUUUAUCACCCAUGAAAAUUCUCCAUAAACAGCAAGUUACUACCCUUGGGUAAACCAAGUUCUAAUAUCUGGUGUUGUCGUUACAGGCUCAACAUUAACUCUGGUUUUUAGGGCCGUAGCCAGUGGAGGUGGUGGAGGGGGGGGGGGGGGGGUGGAGCAAGCUUAUGAGUGAUCCGGAAUUGAUCUUUUGAGGGUGAGAGACAGUCCCAUAAUUAGUACUUUUUGUCUUGUGGGUUUGCUGUAAUGUUUUUCUAUGCAUAGUUUAUGUAGCAUUUAAUUUUGUGGAUGCCAAGUAUACAGGGGUAUAAACAUAUUCUCUCACCUGCCUUGCCCCAACCCCAUCCCCAGUUGAUGCAAACAAAUCAAUCCAAACCAUGUCAAAGUGUUUUUGUUUAUUUACACCAGUUAAUUGUUUUUUGGAUGUGCUAAAAAUAUAUGUAAAAAUAAUUUGUAAUUUUAUUUUGAGAAAGAUCAUGAAAAUAAUACUGGAUAUGAAACCUAAAAUAUUGGAACAUUAAUAGUUUAUUUUAUGAAAACAGAUUUUGAAUGUGAAACCAGAAACUUUGUGAGUAGUUUUUAAUGUUUUUGUUGAAUAUUUACUUGUAUAUAAAAUUAUUAAUAACA
Molecule: messenger RNA, 6649 nt
Organism: Gigantopelta aegis
Lineage: Eukaryota; Metazoa; Mollusca; Gastropoda; Neomphalida; Peltospiridae
Product: thioredoxin, mitochondrial-like
Exons: 4
Coding region: 95-592 (165 amino acids)
Cellular component (GO): cytoplasm
Molecular function (GO): oxidoreductase activity, acting on a sulfur group of donors, disulfide as acceptor; protein-disulfide reductase activity
Source: RefSeq, a predicted model, not a curated record